UGUCAUCCAAACACGUGUGCCGCGGGGUCAGAGUGCAUAGUUCAUGGGAGCGACGGAAAGAUGGUGGAAGGCAGCGAAAUCCGCGUGGUUCGCUGUGGUGGAAGCAAAAUAAACACAACAUCACCAAUAAUCACUAUCGAUUCAAGGUUUCUACUAUGUGUGUCGGGGGACCUAGUGAAAGUGUACAGCACCAAAACACAAGAAGUGGUGCGAGUUUUAGAGGGUCACACAAACCAGGUGACGGGGAUCGCCCUCAAUCCGGCCAACCAUCUCCAGGUCUACUCCUGUUCAGCAGAUGGCACCAUAAUGCUGUGGGACUUCAUGGAUGGGAUUCUGAUUAAGACAUUUGUCAUCGGUUACCCAAUAUGUGCCCUGUACGUGUCCCCGAAACAUCAAGGCGUCAUUUUCUCAGUCAUCCCCAUGGCCCAGAUGGACGAUCUGGAGGUUCUCCAGCUGGUGGCGGUGCAUCUGCCACGGGCCGCGGAGGGGGGCGCCCCUGAGCUCAGCGCGGUCAUCACAGACGUCAGUGCCAACCCCAGCGCCACCGCCUUCGGCAAAGAGGGGGAAUACCUGGCCUCAGCAAAGGAGCUGCAGCUCAAUGUAUAUUUUUUCCGAAAGGAGAAGUCCUACAGGUUCUCUCUGAAUGCCUCGGAGAAGAAGGGGGCCAAGAAUGGCUUCUCCUGCGUGGCCUGCCAUCCCAAGGAGGACUGCAUCGCCACAGGGCACGAGGACGGCAAGAUCCGACUGUGGAGAAACUUCAACCACAAGAAGGAGUACACAUACACAACCAUCCACUGGCAUCACAACAUCGUUAACACCCUGUGCUUCACCCCAGAGGGCACCAAUCUGCUGAGUGGCGGGAUUGAGUCUGUGCUGAUCCAGUGGCAGUACGGGGACAACAGGAAGUCCAUGCUGCCGCGUCUAGGGGGCGCCAUCACGCACGUCUCCGUCUCUCCCGACGGCACCCUCUACUGCACCUGCCACUCGGACAACAAGAUAACGCUCAUUCAGAGCAGCAUCAAGGUGUGUGGCAUCAUCCAGGGCCUGGUCAAAGGUGAUGCUAUACGCACGGACCUGCUCUUCGAUCCCCGCACUAGGGCCCUGGUUCUGAAUGGAAAGCCAGGUCAUCUGCAGUUCUACAAUCUCAAACGUGACCGGCAACUCUUCAACCUGGACAUUGUGCAGCAGGAGUACAUCUACGAGGAGGGACUGGACCAGUACGAGGUGGUGAUGGCCGCGUUCGACAGCACAGGCUCCUGGUUGGCCACGGUGGAGGAGCGCGGUCUCAAGCUCAGCACCCCGGAGUUCAAUCUCAAGCUCUGGGCCUACGAUAAGAAAACACAGAGCCUUUCCCUGAACACCACUGUGGCUGCCGCCCACGAUAACCGGAUUAGGUCCAUGAGCUUCUGCCCCAGCAGCGAGACCACCAUGCUGGUGACCACCUCCAAGGACGGACACUUCAAAGCCUGGCUGCUCGGCACUGACGCGGAGACCGAGAAAGAUGGCGACUCCGCGUCCUGGUCAUGUGACUUUGUGGGCAGCUACCACGGCCUGCAGCCCUCGUGCUGCAGCUUCUCCGCCGACGGCUCCCUGCUGGCCGUCAACUUCGGCGAGGUCAUCACGCUGUGGAACCCCGAGACCUGGGAGCUCCUGUCCACCCUCUGCCUGCCCCCGGGGGACGUCAGGCAGCUGUGUUUUGGGAACCAGAGCUGUUCAAAGUACCUGCUCAGCACCACCACCAGGAACAUGCUCUGCUGCUGGAACCUUCUCACCUGCUCGUUGGAGUGGAGCACGUCGAUUGAUGUGCUGUUGCUCAAGGCUGACCCGCUCUCAGAAAACGUGGCCGCCUUCUCCAAUCUAGAUGGCCACACUGACCUUUUUGUGUUCAAGCCCAGCGAGCCGCGGCCGCUUUUUACCCAGAAGGCCGUGUGCGCGGGGGACGUGAGCCGUGCCAUCUUCGUGCCGCGGACAGAGCCGCUGGACAGCUGUGAGGAGAGCGCCCAGUGGCUCAACCGCUCGCAGCUCUACUUCCUCACGUGGAACAUGGACCUACUGACAUUUUGCACCAAAACAGAGGAGGAGAAGAUGGCCGCUAUUAGUAAACAGCUCGUCGCCGACAAGAGCGUCGACGUGACGCCCUUCUACCUGUUGCUAGGCAAGCACAGGCGACAGGAGCAGCAGGACCAGCUGGACGGCUCCCCCCACGGCACGCCAGCGGAGAGGGCCGCGCUGCCCCAGGGCUCCGUGGCCAUCAGAGAGCUGUUGCAUACACCAGCACACGUGUUGCCCUCGGCAUCGUUCCUGUGCUCCAUGUUCGUCAGCUCUCUGCUUAUAUCCACAACAGACAACAAAAACACGGCAGACCUCCCCCCAGAUGAGGAAAUGGACAGUGAGAAGGAGGAAGAGGACUCCGAGGUGGAGGACGGCCCUCGUGACGGCCAGGUCGACCCCAGUGGCUCUCAGGGCUCCGUAGUGGAGAGCGUGCCCAGACUGUCCAAGACCCAGGAGAGGCAGUUACGGAGAGUCAGGAAAACAGACUACAGCUGGCUCAGCAGCCUAGCGGACGCCUAGGCCCGCCCCCAAACAUGACUCAGCAGAUUGAACUCUCUUCCCCUCACUUUUUUUUUUGUUGUCCUUUUUUUUUUUUUUAAGUAGAUUUUUUUUUGUUGUUGGUCACAUUCAUCGGUCUCCCACACGCUUGGAAAUGAUAAAACAGAUUUUCUGUUUAAAUAAUGUAACAGGGUGGUGAAAUGACCCCUUGAAUGUGUAGCUUUUGAGGAGCAGAAUGCAAAAUACAAGUGUGCUCUUCGAAGACGGACUGACAAAGAACACCUGUGAAUGAAGUUAAGCAAACAUCCAUCUCUUUGGCGGGGGCGCCUUCAGCCAACAGAUCAAGCGUACGCCAUUCGCCCUCUGGACUUCUUCUGGAGUUUUUUUUUUAUAUAUAUAAAAAAAGUUUUUAUAUCGGUGAAGUCUUGCAUGACUUUAGACCUUGUAAGAGUGUAAGCGCUCAUCCUUUCAUAAAAUAGAAUACUGUACACAGCCA
Messenger RNA from Sardina pilchardus (European sardine), 3046 nucleotides. RefSeq names its product WD repeat domain 75 (gene wdr75). Gene Ontology annotation, cellular component: nucleolus. NCBI's taxonomy places the organism in Eukaryota, Metazoa, Chordata, Actinopteri, Clupeiformes, Clupeidae. The transcript has 21 exons. Gene Ontology annotation, molecular function: RNA binding; protein binding. Gene Ontology annotation, biological process: positive regulation of transcription by RNA polymerase I; positive regulation of rRNA processing. The record is from RefSeq and is a predicted model, not a curated record. Bases 61 to 2571 code for a protein of 836 amino acids.